Pocillopora damicornis (cauliflower coral) is the source of this 1114-nucleotide messenger RNA. Its product is annotated as biliverdin reductase A. The record is from RefSeq and is a predicted model, not a curated record. Gene Ontology annotation, biological process: heme catabolic process. Lineage: Eukaryota; Metazoa; Cnidaria; Anthozoa; Scleractinia; Pocilloporidae. Gene Ontology annotation, molecular function: nucleotide binding; zinc ion binding; biliverdin reductase [NAD(P)H] activity.
GACGACGCUAAUUUUUCGUGUGGCUUUCAAGAGGAGGAAGGUGGAGAUUGAAUAGAUAUGACGGAAAAGCCUUUAGGUAUCGUGGUUGUUGGAUUGGGAAUCGCUGGAAAAGUCAGAGUAAGAGAUUUGAAGCAGAACGUUUUAGGAGACAGUGUUGUUCUUCGUGGAGUGAUAUCCAGGAGGCAAGUAGAAGAUGAUCUACCUGUUCUAGACUGGGACGAAGCCUUGACAAGAGAUGAUGUGGAUGCUUUUGUCAUUUGUACAGAAAAUGACACCCAUGAAGAGUAUGCCAGAAAAAUCCUAGAACAUGGAAAGCAUGUUUUAGUGGAUUUUCCUCUAUGUUUGACAGCGGAGGGUGGUAAAAAGAUCUUUAAUUUAGCAGAAAGUAAAGGGUUGACCUGUCAUGUUGAAGACAUAGCUCUUCUUCUUGAUUCCCACAAGGAUAUGAAGCACGCUAUUCAAAACAAAAAUGUUCCUUUUAUUGAGGGUACCAUUCGUCUAGAUGCCAGAUUUCUCAAGGAGUGGAUCGCUGACAUAAGGCGAGCUGGGUUUCCAAGUUUCUCUGGAAUUUCACAAUUGGAGAUUUUGUAUGAUUUGUUUGGUGAGCUAUCAUUACAAGAAGCUCACUUUGAACAUGAAACUGAUCUUCAUCGCCUUACUUGUAAAUUACACACCUUAGACAACAGGCCAUUAACUUGGAUAAUUGAACGAGUACGUGGUGGGAAACCAAGGCAAGCAUCCCAGGAGUAUAAAUUUGAAGAUGGUACUACUGUGACACCAGCGCCUGUUUCCAAACCCCCUGGUCCACCUCCCCCUGGCCACAAGGGACUGUUUGCAAGGGAUCUAGAGAUAUUUCUCUCUGAGGUACGGGGGGAGCGCAGCUCUGAUGAAAUUGCUCAAGACAAGAAACGAGUGCUUUACUGCCUCGAGUUGGCAGAAAAGAUUGAAACAAUGGCCAAAACUGGAACCUGUUCUUAGUACAUAACUCCAAAUACUGAUAGUAUCACUAGUAACCCCAAAAAAGGGUUAUCAAUGAAAAUAGCUUUCAUAGAACUUCAAAGAAGCUAGUGAAGGAUUGUUGCAAUAAAAUGUAACGUCUUUUAUUUAGAAGCGA